Molecule: messenger RNA, 577 nt
Organism: Colletotrichum acutatum
Lineage: Eukaryota; Fungi; Ascomycota; Sordariomycetes; Glomerellales; Glomerellaceae
Product: kish-A-like protein
Exons: 3
Coding region: 332-577 (81 amino acids)
Biological process (GO): protein secretion; intracellular transport
Source: RefSeq, a predicted model, not a curated record
GGGAUUGAGUGACAGACUUCGAGGCACAGAACCGAAGACAGGAAGGUGCCUUAUCUUAUCGCAACCUUACAAGCUGAGCCUCAGGUUCUGGGCCUUGUCCAGCACCCAUGCUGACUGUGGGGGUGGCGCCUUCAUACUUAAACGUGGCUGAUGCAGAGCUCCAAGCUCAGGCCACAUGUGGCGCAAAUCCUCCGGGCCACCUUGUCCACUAAGUAGAGGCUGAAGACAAGCACGCCCCUAGGAUCGCGACGCUCAAGCUAGAUUGUCCAUUUACCCAAAGUCUUCCGUUCAAGCCGCCACUCACCCUCGCAGAGGGACUCAACUUGCAAAAAUGACCGCCCUAUUCAACUUCCAGUCGCUCCUCCUUGUCAUUCUCCUCCUCAUCUGCACAUGCGCAUACGCGCACCAGCUCAUGCCCGCCAUCAUGGACCGGAACAAGGACGGUAUCAUGGGCAUAUUUUGGAAAUUCGCAAGAGUAGGCGAACGGUUAAGUCCAUACAUCAGCUUAUGCUGUGUCGUCAUGGCGGCAAGUCCCCAACUCUGGUCGUUCCCUUCUGCAUUUCUAACUGAGUUAUGA